UGCCCGCUGGUCGGUCUCAACUGCCGCUGUAGGAAUAGUAAAAUAGCCGUCUCAAGCAAACAAAGUGACAAAUCCGGACUUGACGGGGGCUUAUAAACCCAAAGUGACACACAGAGAAACGCAGGAGGAAUUUUAUUUCUUAAAAAAAAUAUAUUCUGCUCUCUUUUUUUGGUCACCCAAGGACGGCAGCUACAGCAGGAGGAGGAGUUAGCGGCGUGUUUCCGCUAAGAGCAGGCCGAGACGGUAAUCUAUGCAGCCGCACUGAGAAUUACAAAACAGCGGCAGACCAGUUGGCAGCUACUGCGCGAAAUAGUUUGACUGAAAUUUGUUUAAUCUUCGGGGACUUUUGGUUGUUCGUAUCGGGAGGCUAAACAACGAGAGAGUGAGUGGCAGCUGGACUGUCAGCGAUGGAAGCUGAAUUUCGGGAAAUCGAUGAAAACGGCAGCUGGAACGCCAUUUAUCAGGAGAUUCGGCAGCAGUCGAGUGAAUUCCCUUGUAAGGUUGCCAAAUCACCUGAAAACAAGACUCGGAAUCGAUACAGAGACGUUAGCCCGUUCGAUCACAGCAGAAUACGUCUGCAGUUAGGUACAAAUGACUACAUUAAUGCCAGCCUAAUAACAGUAGAAGAGGCACGGAGGAACUAUAUCCUUACUCAGGGACCCCUACCAAGUACAUGUGGCCAUUUCUGGGAAAUGGUGUGGGAGCAGAGGACCCGUGGUGUAGUGAUGCUGAACCGGGUCAUAGAGAAAGGCUCUAUUAAGUGUGCCCAGUACUGGCCAGAGAGAGAGGAGAGAGAUGCCAUCUUCGAAGACACCAAUUUCAAGCUCACCCUCGUCUCUGAAGACAUCAAAUCUUAUUACACCGUCCGUCAGCUGGAGUUGGAAAAUCUAUGUACUCAAGAGACUCGUGAGAUUCUGCAUUUUCACUACACGACCUGGCCCGACUUUGGGGUGCCGGAGUCUCCUGCAUCUUUCCUCAACUUCCUGUUCAAGGUGCGAGAGUCGGGCUGUCUGAAUUCAGACCAGGGACCAGUGGUGGUGCACUGCAGUGCUGGAAUUGGGCGCUCUGGGACCUUUUGCCUCGUGGAUACCUGCCUCUUGUUGAUGUCCCUACGUAAAGACCCGUCUUCAGUUCGUAUUCGCGAUGUGCUGCUGGAGAUGCGACGCUAUCGAACGGGCUUGAUUCAGACUGCAGAUCAGCUUCGGUUCUCCUACCUGGCUAUAAUUGAAGGUGCCAAGUACAUCAAGGGAGAUACUUCUGUGCAGGAGUCAUGGAGAGCGCAGUCCAACGAGGAAGAUGAUCCUCCCGAGUUCACCCCUCCUCCUCCUCUUCCUCCUCCCAGAGACCCUCAGAAUGGCAAAGCAGAGCCGUCCUUUUUCCCUGAAGAGAUCAUCCGAACAACAGAGACCCACAGUCUGGGCUCCUCAGAAAAAGUUCGAAAAAGGAUGCCAGCUGCUGACUCUCAGCCUGCUGCUGACCUCCAGCACGCUCGUGACGGUGUUGCUCAGUCCGACGGCCAUUUGGAGAUCCACGAUGAUACCUCCUUUCCGAACAAAUCUGAGCAGCAGCCAAAGGAAAACUCUCCCGUGCCGGGGACUUGGUCCCCACUACUAACCAAAGUGUGCCUGUGCACAGCGCUGGCUCUCAGUGCUUUUGCCUGCUAUCGAGCCUAUUUCCACUGAUGUCCUUCUUCCUCGUCUCUCCACUGACGUUGCAAAGUGGACAAGGCUGGCCAAUCAGCCCGCUUUGACUCUGCUAGGGGGUGGAUUGUUUGGUCUUCAGCAGAUUCACUUCCACUGGUUUUAAUUUUAUAAAUGCCGUGCGAGUGGUUGGCUGGCUGCCGACCUUAUGACCGACCCAAACUUUCUUUCUGUGUGUCAUCUUGGAUGCUCAGGGCCUCAGUUUUUCAGGUGUCACAUCCCAAAUAAUGUGUGCUGGCUUAAACGCAGACUCAGAGGGCUCUGCUGGUCUGUGAAUCAGGAUGAAUGGCCUAUCAACCCUUUUUUUUUUUUUCAUGAGUCUCUUCUCUUAUUUACCAAACGACACGUGAAUGUGUUCUUCCAUGUUGUUAGUAAAUCAUGAGCCCGUUAGGAUUUUGCUUUUCUUUUCUUUCUUUUUUUGGUUAAACAAACAGAUCAGAAAUCGUAGAACCAGAUUUAUGACCAGCCUGUCUGAAAAUAUGCCAGUGUGGGAGAAACCUUAUUUGUUUUGUUUGUUUGUUCCUUUGCUGUUGGUCAACAUGGAUCCCAAGAGUAAAAUGAAAUCCAGAGCAUGUUGGGGUAGGCCUUGAAUUGUUAUGUGACUCCACUAAUAGCCUGCAGGUUGAGUACAUACAAUAUAUGUGUGUUUGUGUGUAUAUGUACAUUUGUGUGAGUGGUAGUUUUUAAAUUCUACCCGUGAAAAAUAUUAAUAUAACAUUUACAGGACAUCAAAUGUGAGAUGUAGACCGGGUUCUCUCCUGGUAUGUGAUUCUUUCUUUUUUUUCUCUCCCUGGUAGCCCAAAAGUGACACGGGAGGAGGGGAAAAAACAACAACAACAACAAAAACAAGGUAGAGUGACGUGUGUCACUCUGUAUUUGUAAAGUUUAAGUGAUUUCAACAGCUUGAGAACUUUUAUAAGGUUAUAAACAUUGGGCUUUAGUUCUAGUAUCGCUCACAGUGGAUAAAAUGCGUAACAUAACCGAAACAGAGUUGAUUCACAUUGUAAAAUAAGUGAAUGUGUUCAGUUGGUGGAGUGCCAGCUUAAAGACCGGAGAUGAAAAGUAGCCAACGUCCAUCUCUUUUCUCCAGCAAUACAAAUACUCAGCAAUGUGUCGCCCUUUACUAACUCUCGAGUUUGAACGGGGAACCAGGGACUUUGAACAAACCAAAAAUCAAACACCAGCACAGGGAUGAAAAUAAUACACUGUAGUGAUGAUCCAUUGUAUCUUGUCAUGGCCCUGAGCUGGCGAUAUUGUUUUAUAUGAUUAUUAUUUCUUUUAGCAUGCUGCAUUUGUGAAUCAAAAGGUUUAUCCUAAGAAGAGAUUAGUUAAGCUGCUAGCGUUCGUUUACCUUUGGGACUCGACAGCUGUACCUUUCUUUAGAAUGUAUAAUUCUGUAUUAGAUACAGCAUACAACAGAAGUGAGUACACCCCUGCGCAAUAUCACUUUUUUAAUGUUAAAUUUGUUAUUAUUACUUUACUAUUAGUUUGUAGAGUUGUUGCGUUAUAAAAUAAACAAAAGAUGCUUCACAGUAGAAACUCUGUGCAAAAGAAGUAAGCACACCUUUGACACAUACCCGACACAGUCGCAUCCGAAUGCUUGGUUUUUGGGCUCCGGUGCGGCGCUCGUGUGUAUGUGGGGGAAAGGACAUUAGCUGUGUUGUGAUUUCUGCUACAUUUCUGUGUGAAAUGAUCACUCGGAGAGAAAUCAACAGGUGGUCUGUUCUCUUAUGUCGCUGCUCGUGAAGUGAAAGUUAGGCCGAGUUUAGAAAGGGUAAGGUGAACUGAAACUUGAUGAUCGUGACGAGCAAGGAGGAUUCCAGCGGAUGUUUAUCAGAUUGAACAUUAAACGACCUUUAACCUGCCAGUUCUCUAUUUGCUGCUCAGUCACAUUUUAAUUGGUUACCGCUGAUGAUCACAGGUGUAUUCCCUUUUGUUGCACUGAGUUUUUAAUUUGCAGUGCUUUAACUAUAGCUGGUUUUGUCUCUUUCACAUGAGCUGACAUUUAGGUGAUAUUAAAGAGUGGUGUACUCAUUUCUUUUUAUACUGUACAUAUAUUUUAAAUCAGGUUUCAGUGUGCUGAGUUGGGUUUUGGGUUUUUUUUUUCUGCUUUAGCGAGGGAUUAAAUCUCAGCACCUGUGCAGCCGUUGCACCAGGUUUUCCCGUUUUUUCUAUUCUUAUGCUGAGCUCAAAAACAUGUAUUUUUUUAUUUACAUUUGUUAUUUUCCUUUUUAAAUAAAAGAGAAAAAAAGCACAGUUGCUGUUGAUUUGUCCUGAUUCACACCUAAUCUUGUUUUCAGUCCUGAAAUGUCUCAUUGUAUUUAUAUUUUGGACAAAUAAUCGCUGUGAGCUGAGAACUAUGAGUCCUCUGAGGUUUCCUGCUUGUUGGAUUGCUAUUGGGGAUAGGGAUGAUUUCAGAAUCACUGGAAAAAAUGAAAAUAUGCACUCACCGACCACUUCGCUAGCUGUACCUGUUCAACUGCUCGUUAACAGCAACUCAACGCAUUUAGGCAAAUGGGUAUGGUCAAGGCCACCUGCUGAAGUUCAAACUGAGCAUGAAAGUGGAGAAGAGAGCUGAUCUUUUGGGUUUACAGAGAAUGUUCUGAAAACGAGAAACUGCCCAGUGAGUGUCAGCUCUGAGUGAAAAUGAAGGCAAAACUUUGCAUGGAUUCAUUAGAUAAAUUACAGCUAUUGCAGAAUUAAGGGGUUAGUUGGGAGGGACUCGCUAAUUUUUCAUACAAUGACCCUACUGAUAAAGUUCUGCAUAACAGAGAAGCGACUAAGAAAAAUUUCAUAGCUUUAUUAACUCUUAAAAAGCCCGUCAUGUUUUUCAGGCGUAAUUUAAUCCUCCAGAAACCAAACCAUUUUACUGACUUAAAGUGGGGGUAUUCUGUGGUUAUAUUUUACUUCUUUUACUGGUUCUGUUUGUUUCUUAUACGGUUCCAUUUAUCUAUGACAGAAAUUCAAAAAUAUUCAGACAAUAAAGUAACAAACUGUGCAGUUUUGCUGUAAAAAUAAAACUAUUACAUUUUUGCUCCUCAGUAGUUGUUAUGCAAACUUUAUGCAAAUUUAUUUUGAGCAGCCACGUAUCCUGCAGUCAUAAAAUUUAGUGGAAGGAAGAAUCAGAUAACAGACAAUGCAUAAAAUGGGGCAGUUUUGCUUUUACAGUUAUGAUACACCCCCUGAUGUUUCUACUUAAAUAUGCUUGUAGAAAAAUGGUUCUGGCUGUAGAGCGUGACACUUGGAGGGAGUGUACAAUUGAUUUGGUUCUGGUUUUAAGAGCUUAAAUAUGUUUUUCAUGUGGAUAUCUCCUGUACUU
Messenger RNA from Pelmatolapia mariae (spotted tilapia), 5019 nucleotides. It is a transcript of the gene ptpn1, whose product is annotated as protein tyrosine phosphatase non-receptor type 1. The record is from RefSeq and is a predicted model, not a curated record. Lineage: Eukaryota; Metazoa; Chordata; Actinopteri; Cichliformes; Cichlidae. The coding region runs from base 408 to 1682 and encodes 424 amino acids. Gene Ontology annotation, molecular function: protein kinase binding; non-membrane spanning protein tyrosine phosphatase activity. Gene Ontology annotation, biological process: negative regulation of ERK1 and ERK2 cascade; negative regulation of PERK-mediated unfolded protein response; peptidyl-tyrosine dephosphorylation. Gene Ontology annotation, cellular component: cytoplasm; early endosome; endoplasmic reticulum. The transcript is spliced from 9 exons.